AUGCAAGAUUCCAUGAUGGAGGCAACUAUGGAAAUUACACUUUUUGAUGAUCCCUUGAUUAUUGAAGUUAAACAAGGAAUAAAGCAGGGGAACAUUUGUUCACUGAAGUUGUUUGCCAGCAUCCUGGAUAAUGUCCUGCAGAUGGUCAAAGUGAAAGAUGGAUUUCUGAUAGGUGACGAGAUUCUUCAGCUGCUCCUUUUCACAGAUGACAUUGUCCUAAUGGCGUUGAAAUCUGAAACAUUGCAAACCUUCUUCAGUGACAUCAGCAAGAAUGUGAAGGAGAUUGGCCUGAAAAUCCACAGUGGAAAAACAAAGUGGAUGAAAAACGCAUAUUGUCCAGAGUACGUCAUGCAGCUGGAUGGACAGUCCAUCAAGUUAGUGGAUCAAUAUGUAUAUCUUGGACAAGCAUUGCAGAUGGACAAUGAGUUGGGCCUGGAGUUGAGCAGCAGGAGGAGGAGGUUUUGGCGGGAAAAGGGUAACACAGGGAGAAGAAGGAAAACAAGAUGGAAUCUAAAGAGGCUCCAUCUUGAACAUAAUAGCUUUAAAUGUCUUUUCCCUGGCAACACAGGACUCUGUAAGGAUCAGACGUUCUCAACACAAACUCCUGCUUUCCUCCCCUGCCCGCAACCCAGCCAGCCAAAGAGGACUGCCACCUGGACUGCAGCAACGGAAACCGUAGUGAUUCUGUUGCUCACUGCCCUGGCUCCACCAGCUAUCUGGCACAAAUCUGCAGGCGAAAAUGAACUAUCCAGUGCAAAUCCUGUGUAUGAGAAGUAUUAUCGACAGGUUGAUUCUAGUAACACUGGAAGAGUGGUGGCUUCUGAUGCUGCUGCUUUCUUGAAAAAAUCUGGGCUGACAGACUUGAUACUUGGAAAGAUUUGGGAUUUAGCUGAUACAGAUGGCAAAGGUAUCCUGAACAAACAGGAAUUUUUUGUGGCUUUGCGACUAGUGGCCUGUGCACAGAAUGGAUUGGAUGUUUCCCUGAGUAGUCUUAAUCUGCCUGUUCCACCACCUAGAUUUAAUGAUACCAGUAGCCCGUUACUAAUUAGUGGAACAGCAUCAGCCGACAUCCCAUGGGCUGUGAAGCCGGAAGAAAAGGCCAAAUAUGAUGCUAUCUUCGACAGUCUGAAUCCUGUGAAUGGAUUGUUGUCAGGUGAUAAGGUGAAACCUGUACUGUUAAACUCCAAACUGCCAGUGGAUGUCCUGGGAAGAGUUUGGGAACUAAGUGAUAUUGACCGUGAUGGAAUGUUGGAUCAAGAUGAAUUUGCAGUUGCCAUGUUCUUGGUGUACUGUGCUUUGGAGAAGGAACCAGUGCCAAUGUCAUUGCCUUCAGUUUUGGUGCCACUUUCUAAGAGAAAAACUGUCAGUAUUUCAGGAGCAGCACAGUUGAUCUCAUCCGCAACAUUUCCUAAAGAUUCUCAUCAGUCCUUGUCUCCUGUAAACAUUUUACCUGCCAAAGUACCACUAACACAGUGGGUUGUAUCACCUGCUGACAAAAUCAAAUAUGAUGAAAUUUUCCUGAAAACUGACAAAGACAUGGAUGGUUUUGUCUCUGGGGUGGAAGCCAGAGAGUUAUUCUUAAAGACAGGACUGCCUUCUGCCUUAUUAGCACACAUCUGGGCCCUUUGUGACACAAAGGACUGUGGAAAGCUUUCAAAAGAACAAUUUGCCUUGGCUUUCCAUUUAAUCAAUCAGAAAUUAACAAAGGGCAUUGAUCCUCCUCAGGUUCUGACUGCAGAAAUGAUCCCUCCAUCAGACAGGGCCAGCUUACAAAAGAGCGCUGUAGGAUUGACUCCAGUGGCAGAUUUUUCUGCAAUUAAAGAGCUUGAUACUUUAAACAAUGAGAUAGUUGAUCUGCAGAGGGAAAAGAAUAAUGUGGAACAGGAACUCAAGGAGAAAGAAGAUACUAUCAAACUGAGGACAAGUGAGAUCCAGGAUCUUCAAUGUGAAGUGAAGAGGGAGAGCAGUAAUCUACAAAAGCUGCAAGCUCAGAAACAGGAAGCACAGGAAAUCCUUAAUGGCCUUGAUGAGCAAAAAGCCACCUUAGAGGAGCAACUUAAUGAGAUCAGGCAGAAAUGUGCUGAAGAGGCCCACGUGAUUGUGUCACUGAAGGCUGAAGUAACAAGUCAGGAAUCCAAGAUCUCAACAUAUGAGGAGGAACUGAUCAAAGCUCAAGAGGAGCUGAGUCGCCUGCAGCAAGAAACUGCUGAGCUAGAACAAUGUGUGGAGUUGGGGAAAGCACAGCUGGGAUCUCUUCAGCAGCAUCUGCAGAAUACACAACAGGAAAUCAAUUCAAUGGAAACAAAAGUGUUUGAGCUAAAAGAGUUGGAAAAUAAUCAAUUGAACUGGCACUCUCACCCACACAACAUACUUGUUAAUGGAACUGCUGAUCAUUCUAGCCUUAGCAACAGCAGCAGUGAAGCUGCUAACCUUAAUGAGCACGACUCUUCAGUAAGGAAUAGUCCCGAAACAACACGUGCAGCAACUGGAGAAGAUAAAGAGACCCUGACUGCAAGUGUUAACAAAAAAGAAGAUCCAUUUGAUGCAGAAUCUGAUCCUCUACCUAUCCAAGUUACAGAAGCCAAUUUAGAUUUCUUCCAGUCUGACCCCUUUGUUGGAAGUGAUCCUUUCAAGGAUGACCCUUUUGGGAAAGUUGAUCCCUUUGAUGGUGAUCCAUUCAAAGAUUCAGAUCCUUUUGCAGCUGACUGUUUUUUCAAACAAUCCUCCACUGAUCCUUUUGUGACUGCAGACACUGACCCUUUCACCACGGCAGACAAUAGCAAUAAUCACACAACAGAAACACUGAAGAACAAUGAUCCUUUUGCUCCUGGUGGAACAGCUAUUCUUGCAACAGAUGAUAUAGCUACAGAUCCUUUUUCUUCUCUAUUUGGAAACGAGUCAUUUGGAUGCAGUUUUGCUGACUUUAGCACACUGUCAAAGGCCAACAAUGAAGAUCCUUUUAUUUCCUCCACAUCAGGCUCUGUAAACAAUGUGGUCAUAACUAAAAAUAUAUUUGAAGAGCCACCAGCUAAAAAUGAGGAUAUUCCUCCCGCUUUGCCCCCCAAGACUGCAACUCCUUCAAGACCCUGCCCUCCACCACCUGGGAAAAGACCUAACAACAAACUGGAUUCUUCAGAUUCCUUUAAACAGAAUGAUCCGUUUCAGCCUUUCCCAGGCUGUGAUGUUACCAAAGAACAAGAAGCUGAUCUAUUUUGUGACCCAUUUGCUCCCAGCAAUAUUGGUAAAGACACAGACACUAGCAAUUUUGCAAACUUCAGUGCAUAUCCUACUGAAGAAGAUAUGAUUGAAUGGGCUAAGAGGGAAAGUGAGAGAGAAGAAAAAGAGAGACUUGCAAGAUUAAAACAACAAGAGCAAGAAGACUUGGAGCUGGCUAUUGCACUCAGUAAAUCUGAAAUAUCAGAAGCAUGAAGCUUAGAACAACAUUGUCUUAUGUCAACUGUUUUGUCCCUUUUUCCUGAAAAAUUAACCUAUUUGAAAUGUUAAUCAGAAGCUACCUAUGAACAGCAAAAUAUGAAAGGUUUUAAAUUCCCGCAGUUGUGAUUGAAUAAUCACCUUUAUAUUUCUCCCAUUUUGAUAUGCAAGUUUCCUAAAUUUUUUCACUAAGCUUAUCAGUUAACAGAAUGCUGCUUCCAUGAGUUUUCUCCUAGAACUUUUAGUCUGUGUAAUUUUUCUUCUGUAAACCCAUGACAUCAAAGUGUCUUUAUGUAAUAUAGAAAGAUUAGGUAGAUUUAAUCUCCUUAAGGAAAGUGGUUAUCGUUCUGGUGAUAUGUGAAGAUAUCUUUAUGAACCCUUGUAAUUAUGGAAGACCAACGUUGAGACAUCAGACAAGCAAAAUAUUGUCUCAAUCAUGUUCCUUUGGAAAGUAUGUUGUUGAAAGGGGUAUAAUAUUAAAGAUGAAGGUGAAAGCCUGCAUUUUAUAUUUUGUACCAUGGUGUACAGAGCUGAGUAAUUAAAAAAAAAUUAACAAAGAACAGAUUAGCUUCUGUGCAGAUUGUGUGCAGUCUCAUAAAAAGGCCAGAUCCUUCUACUAUCUGUUUAUGGUAUAGAAGGUGUGUGGACAUUUCUGCUGAAUUCCAUCUUUAGUUAUUUUUAGAUUUGAAUAUUCCAUUAAUUUUAGCAUAUACUCUCUCAGAAAACAUAUUUCAGGAAAGUAAAGCAUAUUUCCUACCUGUAAAUAAAUCAGUGUAUAAUGCAAGCAAUGAGAGUAAAGUUUAAGUAUAAUCUGUGAGCAAGUAUAAUUGAGCAGAAGAUGAACAUGGCAGUUACUCUGCCUUCCUGACCCCCUUCCAGCCAGGUUGUUACAGUUGUUUGAAAUCUUUUGUACUUUUUCAGAGCAGACUUCAGUAAUGCUGGAACUGUCGAGUGCUUUAUUUUAUAUUAUUGUUAAUGAAGGUUUUACUGCUGGACUUGAAAUUAAGAGUACAAGUGGGAAAGAUUGAAACUUUAAUUGCUUUUUUGCAUGGUUAUAAGGUUGGGAGGCUUGAAGCAAGAUUUUUUUUGUAACAUCGAAAAACUAAAUGGAUAAUUAACAUGAAUUCACUGUUGGCCAAAAUGACUCAAAAAAAUGGAAGCCCCACUUCUAGUUGAGCCAGUAUACGUCUAAGCUGGCAAUGUGGUAAAUUUGAAUUUGAAGUAGGAUAGAGAAGUAGGACAAAUAAAGGCAUAGUUUAACUUUAUACAACAGUCUUUUUCUAUACAUUUAAUUUAUUGAAUGUCAACUGAUAGUUGCACCUUAUUAAGAAAAACUGAUUUAUAAUUCUUUAUGGUCACUGAGUCAAAGUAGGUUGAUAAAAUGUUAAUGAAAGUAAUUUAUUGCCUGUUGUAUAAAUGUAAGAAUGUCAGAUCCAUUUGUGUCAUUCCAAAUGAUGCUUUUUUGAUCCUGUGUACACACACACACACACACACACACACACACACACACACACACACAAUUGGACUGCAGCAAUAUAUAUCUGAUGUUCUUCCUUGCACUUUUUAUUUUGGUGUAUUUAUCCUGAGAUUAGAAGUGUUUCAAGACAAAAAUAAUCACAAAACUUGUGUGAAGCAAGGAAUGAUUCAUUAGCCACACUUUUAGUUUGUUUUAAAAGUUCCAGUUAGCUAGGGUCACUGCUGCAAGCGAUUUUGAAGAAGGCAAUUUUCAUUCUUUCAGGAAAAUGGGUAACUUGACUUGGACAGCUUUUCUUUUGCACUGGGAAAAGAGCAUUUGCAACAUCCGCUCAAAAAAGCAACUUAAAGAAACCUCAUGCAAGUAUUAAAUAUCUAUAACUUAUGUAUACAACCUUUGUAAUAAGUGUACACUAAUCUUGCAUAUUGUAUGCUUAACUGGACUACAGAUUCUUAUCUUUUGUUAAAAAUGUAUACUCAGUGGACCAAUACAAUAUUAUAUGUAUAUAUUAUAUAUAUUCAUGCUUUCCUGUGUGGAAUUUAAAGUUUUGAGUCAUUUGAUGUUACAUUUCAUGUUACUGACUCUGAGUAGUUAAGAUUACCAAUAAACCACUGCUGUGAGCUAAAUGGCAUUACUUAUUAAUUUUAACUGGCUCUUGAAAACUUGGCCACAUGGGGUUAGCCUUUAUUUAUAGACUCUACAUUUGUUUAAAAGUCUAACAGUAGCCUGUAAUUAUGAAGAAAUAAAGUUUAAAGAAAUAAA
Molecule: messenger RNA, 5668 nt
Organism: Pelodiscus sinensis (Chinese soft-shelled turtle)
Lineage: Eukaryota; Metazoa; Chordata; Testudines; Trionychidae
Source: RefSeq, a predicted model, not a curated record